GGACAGACACGGAGGGUGAGUUUUGGGGGAUCUUGUUUGGAGAAAUGCAGGACGACCACCUAGAUUCGAUCACGGACGAGCUGUUGGUAUUCCUGGCCCAAUUACUAGAUGAUCUGCCUUCGGAGAUACUUUCCCGCUGCGACGAAAGACCGGGAACGGCCACGCUCACUCGUACCUUGGCCCCCCAUCUCAUGUGGUCUACGUGCACGGAGCUCGACGGGGACCAUUGCUGUUAUCCAUCUGAAGGCGCUUACCUGGUGGUCAAUUAUCACUGAUCUUUCCUUUUGGGAUCCUCUCAUCCGGCGAGUGAACGUAGGAGAAACCGACGAGGAAGCCGAAGAAGAGGAAGAGGCCGAGGAGGAGAUCGAGGGGGGCGAUUAUCUUCACUAUACGGAAGGAGAGGAGACGCCAGAAGAGGAAGAAUCGGAGGCUGACUCGGACGAUCCCGAUUAUCAAGAAUCAGGAAACGUCGAGUCGGGAGAAGCCAGCUCGGACCAGGAGGAGUCGGAGGAGGAAGAGGGUGAAUCACGUGAAUCGAGUGGCCCCGACAAACUGAGCAGGGAAGAGCGAGAGGUCGUGGCACAACGGAAACGGGCAGCAGCAGAAGGCAAACGGUCAAUCGAGGAAUCAGGAGGGCCACCACCUCAACUGUUGCAGGGCCAUCCGGCUCUCAAUUCGGAACUACCACAAGAAGAGGCAAAGGGAAAUGGAGGCACCACGACAAAGGGAUCGGGAAGCCGGCGCCGCCGAAGAAGUGAAUCCCCGAACCAAUCCUCUCCCCGUCCCAGCCUUCGCCUAGGUCGAGAUGCGAGCGCUCGGGCUUUGUCCCCGGUCGUUAUCCCGUCAUCCCCAUGAGUUCCUCACCCUUUACCAGCUUAUAGGUCGAACCCCAUUCCCCAACAGAUGGCACCCCUGCCCCCCUGCCCUCUUCCACCAUCUCUACUCUACCCGCCUCCUGGUUACCGUCUUCCCGCACACUACCACUCGCUCGCUCGUCGCUUCUUUCCCCCUCCACGUCCUUCUCUUUAGCAUGGAUUGGCAGAAAUUCAAUAAUAUAAAGUUGUAUUGCAUCAUUGCGGGCACGAUCCCAGCGUGCGAAGAGUAUGAUGAUUUCCACAUUGCUAUCCACCGCGCACCCUUUGCACGCUCUAUCCCGAUU
Molecule: messenger RNA, 1159 nt
Organism: Chara braunii
Lineage: Eukaryota; Viridiplantae; Streptophyta; Charophyceae; Charales; Characeae
Source: the annotation of a GenBank genome assembly